AUGAACUUCUCGCCCGAGCUCAGCGUAGCUCUUCAGCGGAUCACAGCCUGCAACAACAAUGACAGAUUGGCGAGCGUGGUCCGUGGUGAUUUGCUCAAGAGUUUGCAGGAAUCGAACGAUGCUGUUUUGCACGCCCACGAGGCCUGGAUGCAGCUGGAGAUGCUGGGCACAGACGUGAACUGGAUCGGGGGAGUUGUUGACUUGUUUGACAAAGAGAGUUUGUUCAAGGCCUUCAAGGACUCCAAGCUCCUGACGCGUGACCGAGUGGUGUGGCAGGCGAUUGGGCGUUUUCGCAAUCCACUGGACAUGCAGCUGACCAUGGACUACUUGUCGGAACUGGUCAGCAACAAUAACACCCAAGUGUCUCAGCUUCGGAAUUCAUACUACAAGAUUCAGUCUGACAUGGUGCUUCAGGUCAUGCGUGACUACUAUUCGUGGGAAAGGUUUGCACUGCAGAUCUUCAGCAACUACGAGGAUGAUGACGUGCAGUUCGUCUUGUUUAACCUCAGUCGCUUCAUGGAGCUGAACAUGGCGGACCUAUACACCUCUUUGAUGCAGUCGCCCUUCAUCGUUGCUGAUGCGCUGUCCAGGGCAGCGCAUGACGGGGUGCCUGUGCGGCACGCUGGCAGCGGGGCACAUAGCCUCUCCGACACAGCAAGCCUCUUUCAGUCCUUGGCAAGCUUGGGCCGGGACUUGUCUUAUCCCGACUUCCUGGAUCCUGUGAAGGAUGCCAUUCACAGAAGCACGCAGUCCAGCUUGCGUGCCAUUCAGCACUCUGUGACCGCAUGGUCCUUGCUCCAUCAGGAAGCUCCCGGCAGUGGAGUCCUGACUUCCGACGACGGCCAGCGGAAGUUUCGAGACCUGGACUUCGUCAUGCGGCAAGAACUUUUGUGCACAAGCUUCGCCUUCCUUGGUGCAAACGGCUUAGCUGACUUUGGCCUUGUGGAGCAGGUUCUGCGACAGCACGGGGGGCUGAAGGACGGGCCGAAUGACACCGUGGAUGGUUUGGUCGCCAAGCUAAGGACAACGCACUCACACAUGCAGAAGCACUUUCUCCAAGAGCUCAUCUGCUCGGAGAACGUUUGGUCCCGCAGUAUCAAGAAGAUUACACAGCUUCAGGCCAAGGAGACCCGUGGGCAAAACUGA
Molecule: messenger RNA, 1146 nt
Organism: Symbiodinium natans
Lineage: Eukaryota; Dinophyceae; Suessiales; Symbiodiniaceae
Source: the annotation of a GenBank genome assembly